Monodelphis domestica (gray short-tailed opossum) is the source of this 2771-nucleotide messenger RNA. RefSeq names its product USH1 protein network component sans (gene USH1G). Lineage: Eukaryota; Metazoa; Chordata; Mammalia; Didelphimorphia; Didelphidae. The record is from RefSeq and is a predicted model, not a curated record. Gene Ontology annotation, biological process: sensory perception of sound; sensory perception of light stimulus; equilibrioception. Gene Ontology annotation, molecular function: protein binding.
GCCUUCCACCUCCCCCUCUCCCCCGCCUUUGGGGUGAGAGCAUCUCAGAUGUCCGGGUAACCACGGCUCUGGGCUCUAGGCAGCCUCUGUCUGUAGCAGCUGGGCCGGCGGGCCCCGUGCCCCCCGUCCCCCUCCCAAACCCAAUGUCUCUGCUCUAAUAUCAGCGCCGAUCCCCCUACCCCCAAGUCCUUCCCUUCCCCCUCCCCGUCCCAUCUAACUCCGGUACCAUGAACGACCAGUACCACCGGGCGGCCCGGGAUGGCUACUUGGACCUUCUCAAAGAAGCCACCCGGAAGGAACUCAACGCUCCAGAUGAAGAUGGCAUGACCCCCACCCUCUGGGCCGCCUACCACGGCAACUUGGAGUCGCUGCGUCUCAUCGUUAGCCGCGGAGGUGAUCCCGACAAAUGUGACAUCUGGGGUAACACCCCGCUGCACCUGGCAGGCUCUAAUGGCCAUCUCCACUGCUUGUCCUUCCUGGUGUCCUUUGGGGCCAACAUCUGGUGCCUGGACAAUGACUACCACACGCCCUUGGACAUGGCGGCCAUGAAGGGACACAUGGAGUGUGUGCGCUACCUAGACUCCAUUGCGGCCAAGCAGAGCAGCCUGAACCCCAAACUGGUGGGCAAGCUGAAAGAGAAGGCUUUCCGAGAAGCAGAGAGGCGCAUUAAGGACUGCGCCAAGAUGCAGCGCAAACACCACGCGCGCAUGGAGCGGCGUUACCGGAGAGAGCUGGCGGAGCGGGCGGACACGCUGAGCUUCUCCAGCCUCUCUUCCAGCACCCUGAGCCGUCGUCUUCAGAACUUGUCUCUGGCCAGUCACCUCCCCUACUCCCAGGCCACCCUCCACGGGACAGGCCGAGGCAAGACAAAAAUCCAGAGGAAGCUGGAGCGGCGCAAGCAUGGCGAAGGAACUUUCAAGAUAUCGGAGGAUGGAAGGAAAAGCAUCCGCUCUCUGUCUGGGUUGCAGCUGGGCAGUGAUGUGAUGUUUGUCCGCCAGGGGACCUAUGCCAACCCUAAGGAGUGGGGCCGAUCCCCACUCCGGGACAUGUUCCUCUCAGAUGAGGACAGCGUCUCUCGUGCCACCCUGGAGCCUGGCCUCGGGGCUGAGUCAGCCCACUCGGAGGUCAGCACAGACUCAGGCCAUGACUCUCUCUUCACUCGCCCCGGCCUGGGCACCAUGGUGUUCCGGAGGAACUAUGUAAGCAGUGGACUGCAGGGGCUGGGUCGGGAGGAGGGAGGGGCUGGCACCCUGCGUGCCAGAAUGCGGCACUCUCCAAGCCUGGAUGAUGAUAGCAUCGGCAGUGCCAACAGCUUGCAGGAGCGUCUUGAUGAAUUGCCUUGGGAUGAUUUUGACCUGGGCCUAGAUGAGGCUCUGGAGCCUGAAACCAGCCCAUUGGAGACUUUCCUUGCCUCCCUGCACAUGGAUGACUUUGUGGCCCUCCUGAGGCAAGAGAAGAUUGAUCUGGAUGCCCUGAUGCUCUGUUCUGAACUAGACCUCCAUAGCAUCAGCAUCCCCCUGGGGCCCCGGAAGAAAAUCUUGGGCGCCAUCAAACGCAGACGCCUGGUGCUAGAGCAGCCCCCUGCACUGGAGGACACAGAGUUAUAACUGAGGGGGUUAUGCCCUGAACCAGUGAAUUGCAAAUUGCCACAUAUCCCGGUGGGACCACUGAGGCCUCACCAGCCACAGCCCAAUGGCCCUUGUUUACUUCCUAUCCUGCAGCUCCUAGACCCUGGGUCCUCCUGGGAGGAUGGACUGCUUGCUUUACCCGUUCUUUUAAGAUUGUUCUAGGUCUGGGAAUAGUGGAUGUUCCCUUCCCUUCUCCUUUCCAGCUUCAUUUUUCUCCCAUCCUGCUGCAAGCCUAGUGGGGAGAGGAGAAGGGAUGCAGGUCACCCUUUCCUAUGUUUUGGGGUUUCUGUGGUCCUAGGGUCCUGGAAGGUGAGCACAGCCCCUCUUUGUUGGGACCCAGGCAACACCAGAUUCUACCUUAGACCUUUAGUGAGGGGCCAGAGCACAUGUGUUACAGCAAGUGAUCCAAAUAGUGAAUGCCCUGAUGCAACCUGUUCCUGAUCCACUCCCUUUAUGAAUAGUUUUAAAGUUGUGGCCAUGUGAAUAAGAGGGGUGCCUGCUCCCAUCCUGAACCUGGCAGAAGACCCUUCAAAGAGCAUUUAUAUGCAUCAAAUCUGAACUCACAAGGGAAGUCAUAUCUCCUGGGUUUUGAAUUGCUCCAAGCUCAGCAGAGGGAAAGGGUGCUCCUUGAUGCUGCCACCUCUCCUCUCUUAGAAAAGGAUCCUCUUGGGCAUCUGAGUGGCUCAGUGGAUUGAGAGCCAGACCUAGAAAUGGGAGGUCCUAGAUUCAAAUCUGGCCCCAGACACUUCCUAGCUGUGUGACCCUGGACAAGUCACUUAAUCUUCAUUGCCUAGCCUUUACCACUCUUCUGCCUUGGAACUAAUACACAGUAUUGAUUCUAAUAUGGAAGGUAAGGGUUUGGGGGGGGGAGAGGGAGAGAGAGAGAGAGAAAGAGAGAGAGAGAGGGAGGAGGAGGAAGGAAGGAAGGAAGAAAGGAAGGAAGGAAGGAAGGAAGGAAGGAAGGAAGGAAGGAAGAAAGGAAGGAAGGAAGGAAGGAAGGAAGGAAGGAAAGAAAGAAAGAAAGAAAGAAAGAAAAGAAAGAAAGAAAGAAAGAAAGAAAGAAAGAAAGAAAGAAAGAAGAAAGAAAGAAAGAAAGAAAGAAAGAAAGAAAGAAAGAAAGAAAGAAAGAAAGAAGAAAGAAAG